Molecule: messenger RNA, 540 nt
Organism: Strongyloides ratti
Lineage: Eukaryota; Metazoa; Nematoda; Chromadorea; Rhabditida; Strongyloididae
Product: MD-2-related lipid-recognition domain-containing protein
Exons: 2
Coding region: 1-540 (179 amino acids)
Source: RefSeq, a predicted model, not a curated record
AUGAAAUAUUCUACAAUAUUUAUUUCUACAUUUUUUAUUCUUUAUUUUUCUUCUUAUAUUGAAGGAUGUACCAAUUAUCCAAAUGGAACUGAAACAAAACUUCAUUGGUUUGAAAUGACUGAUUAUCGUUUUAAAAUUUAUAACUUUCAAUUAUCACCUUUAAAUGGAACUUAUAAAUACCCUAUUAAUCUUUCAAAUGGAUAUAAAAUUGAAUUAUCUUUAAACAAUACAGGUAGUGAAACAUCUGAUUUUAAUCUUGAUACAUAUAUAUUUCAAUGGGUUGGAAAUAAUAAUUGUAAUUGGUUCCAAAUACCUACAUAUCAUAUUAUAAAUACAAAAAAUUUAUGUAAUGGUUCUACAACAUGUCCUGUUAAAGAAGGAAAUAGUAAAAUUUCAUUUAAUUUAGAUCUUACAAACUAUCCGUCAAUAACAAAUCUUCUUAAAACAGAUGCUUCAUAUCAAUUUGUUUUUGCUUUAUAUUCUAAUGUUAACUUUCAAUCUUCAACUGUUGCAUUACAAAUACGAGGUGGAAAACAGUAG